AUGUCCAACCCUGUGGCUUCGACCUACGGGGCUCCUCCCACAGCAAAUAGCGGAUCCACUGCCAAAUCAAUUCCACACCCGGAGCCGGUAUCGUCAAGUACACACCAUAUAGCAGGGAUUCUGGCGACGGUCUUCGGUCUAGAUGAGGUCCCCUCGGGCACCACCGACAUUGCGGUCCUCUGGCUGUUGCACCCUCGUCUGCAGACGCAGGCGUGCAUGGCGCCGUUUGCAGCGCACAUCAUCUCGGAGUGGAACAAGCACCAGGCCCAGGCCAGGCCACGGAGCGGGACGAUGAAGAAGAAGACGAAGGGCCUCAUCGCCGUGACGUUCGACCAGCGGAACCACGGCUCGCGCCUGGUGUCUGCGAUUGCCAACGAGGCCUGGCGGUCCGGGAACGAACAUCACGCGCUUGACAUGUUCAGCUGCUUCGCCGGCACGGCGGUCGACACGUCGCUCCUGCUGGACCACCUGCCAGGGUACAUCUUCGGCGGAGCCAGCGACCCGCGCCGGAUCGUGCAGAACCUCGUCUUGGGCGUCAGCCUCGGCGGCCACGCGGCGUGGCACGUCCUCAUGCACGACCCGCGCGUGUCUGCCGCCGUCAUCACCAUCGGCUGCCCGGAUUACACGCGCGUCAUGACCGACCGGGCGCGCCUGUCGCGGCGCAAGUCGUACACAUCCACCGACCCGCCGGGCCGGGACUUUCUGGGCUCGACAGACUUCCCGCCCAGCCUGGUCGAGGCGGUGAAAAAGUCCGACCCGGCGGGCCUGCUGUGGUCGCUGCCCGGGCUGAACUGGCGCCGGGACCAGGAGAAGCUGCACACGGAGCUGACCGAGGAGGAGCGCGCGAUCCUGCUCCCCGUCAUGACGCGCUGUUUCGGGAACAAACGCCUCCUGAACCUCUCGGGCGGCGCGGACAAAUUGGUCCCCUACGCGCACUCGAAGCCGUUCAUAGACUGGCUCAAAGCCGUCAGCGGCAAGGGAGGGUGGUUCGAGGGCAGCGGGUUCGUCAUCGAGGACAUCGUUUUCGAGGGCGUGGGGCAUGAUGUGCCCCCGAGCAUGGUGCCGCACAUGGUGAGAUUCGUGACGGAGACGCUGGAGGAUGAGGGCGUCGCCGUCAUGGAAAUGGGGGGAGGCGCAGGGAGGUUGGGCAGUAAAAUAUAA
Fonsecaea nubica is the source of this 1161-nucleotide messenger RNA. RefSeq lists its product as hypothetical. The record is from RefSeq and is a predicted model, not a curated record. Bases 1 to 1161 code for a protein of 386 amino acids. NCBI's taxonomy places the organism in Eukaryota, Fungi, Ascomycota, Eurotiomycetes, Chaetothyriales, Herpotrichiellaceae. The transcript has a single exon.